Messenger RNA from Lathyrus sativus (Indian pea), 1440 nucleotides. The record is from the annotation of a GenBank genome assembly. Lineage: Eukaryota; Viridiplantae; Streptophyta; Magnoliopsida; Fabales; Fabaceae.
AUGUUGAAGCAUUUCUACGUGAUAUCAAACAUCAUGAACAUUUUGUUCUUGUCACUUUUAGUAGUAAUAUCAACAUCAUGCGUAAGUUGUUUUUACAUAAGUGAUGAAUAUUGCAAUCCUCAAGCAUCAACUUUGAUAAAAUCAUUUUGUUUAGCAACAUCUUUAGUUUACUACAUCUUCAUGAGUAGACCAAACAAAAUAUACCUAGUAGAUUUCUCAUGUUACAAACCAGGCAAAAACUGUCUUUGCACCAAGGAAAUGUUGAUGGAAAGAGCAAAACUAUUUGGUUUUCUUUCCGAGGAAAAUUUCAUUUUGAUUAAUAAGAUAUUAGAUAGGUCAGGUGUUGGACCAAAGACUUACGUUCCUGAAGGGUUGUUGCAAAUUCCACCAAAAUUGACUCUAGAUGAAGCGAGACAUGAGUCAAAUUUGGUUCUCUUUGGAGCUGUGGAUGAGUUGCUUGAGAAAACAUGUGUGGAGGCUAAGGAUAUUGGGAUACUUGUGGUGAAUUGUUGCUUGUUUAAUCCAACACCUUCACUUUCUGAUGCUAUUGUUAAUCAUUAUAAACUUAGAGGAAAUAUUUUGAUCUAUAAUCUUAGUGGUAUGGGAUGCAGUGCUGGUGUUAUUGCAGUGGAUUUUGCCAAACAGCUACUUCAGGCACACCCAAAUUCAUAUGCAUUAGUGCUAAGUACAGAAAAUGAAAUCUCAAGCAUAUACAAAGGCAACAAUCCUUCAAUGCUGCUUACUAAUUGUCUCUUCCGAAUGGGCGGAUCGGCAGCCCUACUCUCGAGUCACCCGUCCGAUCGCCACCGCUCAAAAUACCAGUUGAUGCAUUCGUUGCGCACUCACGUAGGCGCGGACGAUAAUAGUUACAAAUGUGUCUUUCAAGAAGAAGACGAAAAAGACAUUGUAGGCGUUUCAUUGUCAAAAGACCUCAUGAAUGUUGCUAGAGACGCGCUUCGCGUGCACAUUACGUCGCUCGGUCCAUUAGUCCUCCCGAUUUCGGAAAAGUUGAAAUAUGUAAAAAAUUUAAUCGAGAGAAAGGUUUUGAAGAGGAAGAUCGAAGCGUACAUGCCUAACUUCAAGUUAGCGUUUGAUCAAUUUUGCAUCCAUACGGGCGGAAGAGCGGUUCUCGACCGAAUGCAAAAGAGUCUUGAGCUUGAUGAUUUUCUUAUGGAGCCAUCAAGGAUGACACUUUAUAGAUAUGGUAACACUUCAUCAAGUUCUAUUUGGUAUGAAUUGUCUUAUUGUGAAGCUAAAGGGAGAGUUAAAAAGGGACAUAAAAUAUGGCAAAUGGCAUUUGGAUCUGGAUUUAAGGUUAACACAGCUGUUUGGCUUGCUUUGAAGAAUUGUGAUCCAACAUCAUUGAAAAAUCCAUGGAGGGAUGAGAUUGAUGAUUUUCCAGUUCCAAUGCACUGUUACAGAUCAAUGAAUAAAGCAUAG